Apis dorsata (giant honeybee) is the source of this 1140-nucleotide messenger RNA. RefSeq lists its product as uncharacterized. NCBI's taxonomy places the organism in Eukaryota, Metazoa, Arthropoda, Insecta, Hymenoptera, Apidae. The record is from RefSeq and is a predicted model, not a curated record.
GACGACGUAACGGGGGGAACUCGUACGCACAAUGAGCGACUGUUCCUCGGAACGAUUGUCACGGAGGAUCGUCGACCAACAGGAAUGGAUUAAUCGUCAUUUCCGCAAGUUGGCGUCCCUUUACAGAAAAUCGCCGUGCCUAUGGAAGAAGGACAUGUGGAGCUACUUGAACAGCGGGCAAAGGCAUCGUGCCUACACCCGGAUCCAUCUUGCCAUGAAUCUGCCCGGGGUAACGUUGGUCGAGAUCGUUUUGAAGAUUCGUGAGAUGAGGCGAUUAUACGUGAACGAGUUGAGAAAUCUGUUGGAGGCGAAAUCGAACGGUUAUUGCUACCAGGUCCAGAUACCGUGGUUCUAUGAAUUGCAUCAAUUUCUCUACCCGUACCUGGAUUACGACGAGGCAGUCGAGUUGCACAAAAUAGACAAAUCUUGCGGCGAGCGCAGGGAAUCGGAAGAGUUUUCACCGAGAUGCAACUGCACUCGAUGCAUAUCGCGUAAAAGCAGCUGCGUGAAAAGCUCCACGUCCGUCUCCCCCCGUGGUUUCUCGAACUCGAUCAGCUCCCCAGGAAUCUCCUUGCCAAAGAUCAAGACCGACCCUCGAACUUGCUCCCACUCUUGCGGCAGGAUAUCAAACGCUAAGAAACAAAUGGAGAGAUCCGUUUCGUGUAGGAUACGCUCGAUCAAUUCUUGCUGCGAGAGAUUGAAACGGCGCGAGAAUUCGUCAGGGGACGACGAGACGAUGAACAGGCGACAGGAAAAUCAGGAAUUCAGAAUUGCGGGAAUGUACAGCACGGCUUCGAGCAGCUACACUUGCGAGAGCGAGUCGGAUCAAUGGGAUAUAUUCUCCACGACCGUCACGCGUUUCCUGAAAAGAUUGGAGAGACCUUACGCGCUCGAGGCGCAGGCGGAAAUUCAACGAAUCCUGAAGGAGAUGCUGAUGAAAUCAAAGCUCGCGCACAACUGGCCGACAAUUAACAGAGGAGGAACGGGCGUUCCGUUGAAAAAUCAAUGGCCAAUCCGCGAGGAGUCUCUUCGGGAAUCGGGGAGAUGCACGCGCGGAUAUGUGGGGAUACGGGGAUCAAGGCGAGGAUCGAUCGUCGUCGAUAAAGGAUAAACGUGGAAAAGAAGGAAGAAGAUGUGAAA